AUGAAGGUCUGCCUCGCAUUGACCGUGACCCUUGCCGCCGCUGCCCAGCUGCCCUUUCCUGCCACUUCGAGCGGCGACCGUCUGCUCACCUACAAUGAGACGACGCCGUCCUCUCGGCUGCGCCCGCGGACCACGCAGGUCACCUGGGUCGCCGCCGGCGGCAAAGACGGGCAGUACAUUUCCAGCAACGCGAAUGGCGAUCUUGUCCGCCAGGACAUUGUCACAGGCAACUCGACCGUCUUCCUGCAAAAGGGCCAGAUCCCAAGCGACAUGAGCAGCUACUGGAUCAGCGCCGAUGAUCGCACAGUCUUGUUUGCCGUCAAUGCCACGCAAGAGUACCGGUCCUCGUUCCUGGCUGACUACACCAUUCUCGACACGGCCACGGGCCAGUCUCGCCCCCUGCUCGAGGACCAGGCUGGUGACAUUCAGUUUGCCCAGUUCUCCCCCACGGGAGACUCGAUUGCCUUUAUCCGCGGCAACGACUUGUACCUCCGCGACGGCAAUGGCACCGUGCACCGCAUCACCACGGAUGGGGGCCCGGACCAGUUCAAUGGCGUACCCGACUGGGUGUACCAGGAGGAGGUGCUCGGCGCCGCCUCGGCGUUUUGGUACUCGCCCGACGGCCAAUUCAUCGCCUUUCUCAGCCUGAAUGAGACAGGGGUCGGCACCUUUACCAUUCCCUACUUUAUGGACAAUCAAAAGUUUGCGCCCGUGUAUCCGAAAGAGUUGGAGCUGCGAUACCCCAAAGUCGGCACGACGAAUCCCCGCGUGAGCCUGCACUUGCUGGACGUCAAGACAAAGAAGCAGCGAAAUAUUCCUAUUAACGCUUUCGGGGACGAGACCAUCAUUGGCGAGGUCGCAUGGGUCACCAAGACGCAUCAGAAAUUCGUCUAUCGUGCUUUCAACCGAGUGCAGGAUCUGGAAAAGCACAUUACCGUCGACACCACCACUGGCGAGUCCAAAGUUGUUCGUGAACGGGACGGCACAGAUGGCUGGUUUGAGAAUGAGCAAAAUAUUCGCUUUGCCGGGAGCUUAAAGGGCAGCUGCAACUCGACCUACUAUGUCGACACAUCAGACGAGUCCGGGUGGACGCAUCUCUACCUCUUUCCCGUCAACGGCGGCAAGCCCAUUCAGCUGACUUCUGGUGACUGGGAUGUUCGACGGAUUGUCAAAGUCGACACGCAGCGACGGCAAGUUGCCUUUUUGGCGUCCAAGCACCACAGCACCGAACUCCACCUCUACAGCGUGUCGUGGGAGACUUUGAAGACGACACCACUCGUCGAUGAUGCGCGCGCUGCGUAUUACGGUGCCUCUUUUUCCACUGGCGGCGGAUACUAUAUUCUCUCGUACCAAGGUCCUGAUAUUCCAUACCAGCAGCUCGUCUCCGCCAACAGCACCACGCCGCUGCGCACUCUUGAGAGCAACGAGGCGCACUACAAGACGACGCAGCAGUACAAGCUGCUGAACACGACUUGGUUCGAGCUGAAGCAUCCCGACGGCUUCUCCCUGAAUGUUCAACAGACACUGCCGGCCAACUUUGACGCUAGCAAAAAGUACCCAGUGCUGUUCAAGCCGUACGGAGGACCCAACUCGCAGUCUGUCACCAAGAGAUAUGUCGCCCUCGACUGGGCCGCCUAUAUCGGAUCCGAUCCCGAGCUCGAGUACAUCACCUACAUUGUGGACAACCGCGGCACGGCCGGCAAGGGCAGGAAGUUCCGCUCCUCCGUUGUCAAGCAGCUCGGAACUCUCGAGGCCGAGGACCAGAUUUGGGCCGCCCGCGAGCUCGUCUCCCGAUUUCCCUACAUUAAUGCCAACAAAUUCGGCAUGUGGGGAUGGUCUUUCGGCGGUUACCUCACGGCCAAGGUUGUCGAGGCGAACUCGGGCGCUUUCACCUUUGGCCUCAUCACGGCGCCCGUGACGGACUGGCGCCUGUACGACUCAGUAUACACGGAGCGGUACAUGAAGAAGCUUGAGGACAAUGAAGCAGGCUACAACCAAACGGCGGUACGCAACCCCGAUGGUUUCAGGAACAUUGCGGGCGGUGUCGCCAUUAUGCACGGUACGGGCGACGACAAUGUACACUACCAGAAUACGGCGGCGCUCGUCGACCUGCUCGUCGGGUCCAAGGUGUCGCCAGCCAAGCUCAAGGUGGUGCCAUUUACGGACAGCGCGCACGGCAUCAGCUACAACCAGGCGACCCCGUAUCUGUACAAGUUCCUGACGGCGCGGCUGUGGGAUGAGGUGCAGCGAAAGGACCAAGGGCUGGUGCACCAGUGGAGUAGACGAUGGGUGGUGUAG
Molecule: messenger RNA, 2298 nt
Organism: Cordyceps militaris CM01
Lineage: Eukaryota; Fungi; Ascomycota; Sordariomycetes; Hypocreales; Cordycipitaceae
Product: extracellular dipeptidyl-peptidase Dpp4
Exons: 1
Coding region: 1-2298 (765 amino acids)
Biological process (GO): proteolysis
Molecular function (GO): serine-type peptidase activity; dipeptidyl-peptidase activity
Source: RefSeq, a predicted model, not a curated record